Messenger RNA from Alternaria atra, 5391 nucleotides. RefSeq lists its product as uncharacterized. Gene Ontology annotation, biological process: proteolysis. Gene Ontology annotation, molecular function: serine-type endopeptidase activity; protein binding. Bases 1 to 5391 code for a protein of 1796 amino acids. The transcript has 3 exons. Lineage: Eukaryota; Fungi; Ascomycota; Dothideomycetes; Pleosporales; Pleosporaceae. The record is from RefSeq and is a predicted model, not a curated record.
AUGACGCUUGAUGCUCAGAUCGAACAACUCAUUGCUGAGGCUGAAGGCCUUGAGAUCAAAGCGGAGAAUGGCGAUCAGGCUCUAUACUCAGGUGCCAUUAGAGCAUGGGAGGAAGCGACCCUUAUAGCCGAAAAUCAUUACGGCAAUUCCAGUGUGGAGACUUUAAACUUACGGGAAUGCCUGGCGGACAGUCUCAGGAAUGCUAAGGAUUUUCCAAAGGCGAUAAUGUGCGAGCUGAAAAAUGAGCAGUGGACUCUCGAGAACUACAAGCAGUGUCAGAGUCCGUCUCGAGAGAUUAGCGCCUUGGCCCGGGAUGCUAAAGAAAGGCAUCUGAACGCUCAAAGACGACUAGCAAGGACCUAUUUAGAGAGUAAACAGUAUCCGGAAGCGAUCCGAUGGUUCCGAGCAGUUGUCAACGAUAGAAACAUACCAAGGUCAGCUGAGCAAAGAUGUAAAGACCGAGUAGAUCUUGCUUCGGCUUUGUACACAUCUGGUAGGGACCAAGACAUCAUCCGCGACAUCAUGGAAGCGAUAGACCUGAACAUUGAGACCUUGGGAAGAGCAGAUGCGAGUCUAGGAAAAGAUCAUAUCGAGUCUGUGAACAUCAGAUACAACCUAGGCAGGGAGUUGUAUGGUCUGAAGAAGUAUGGCGACGCACUGGAGAAGUUUCGCGAGGUAGUCGAAAUUCUCCAGUUAAAAGACUGCAAAGCCAGAUCAGCGCCUAAAUAUCAAGAUUAUCUCGAAGAUGCAGAGUUCUCGCUUAAGAACUGCAAGACCAAAAUCGCUCGACAAGAAAAGGCAAGACGCCGGAUUGCCUCAGAGAAAGAAGAGGAGCUCAAGAUACAGAAAGCUGAACAGAAGCGAGCUCAAGAGGCUGUUGCCCAACAAGAAGAGGUUGCUAGAUAUGUGCGAUUGCGAAUAGCGGAAGAAGAAAAACGGAAACAGGACGAAGAUGCAAAGAAGCAGACGCGAGCGAGGGAGAUGAUUGUCCAGCAAGAAGAAGAAGAAGCAAAGAAGGUUCGAGCGCGCUUAGCAAAAGAAGAGAAGAGAGAACAGGAAGAAUCCGCAAGGCGAUCAGCUGCAGAAGAGGCGUUAAGAGUACAAAAAGAAGAGGCCAAGCGAAUACAAAUGCGGGAAGAAAAGAGGGAGAGAAGGAAGCAGAAAGAGUUAGCAAAGCAAUCAGCAGAGAAGAAACGAACAGGGGAAGAAGAAGUCAUAAGAAGGAUAGAGACAUUGGAACCAGAGAAGAAAAAGCGUAAUGAUGGAGAUCGGAAGGGAUUAGCAGUACAAAAGCAAGUAGAAGAGCAGUCAAAGAUUCACCGAGAAGUAGUAAGCACAGAGAUCCAAGGACGCGGCCAAGAGGUUGACAAGCAGAAAGUCACUCGCAAGAACAAUCGUAGCUCUGGUGGACAGGAUACGAAGAGUGAGAAUAGUAGCCGGAGGCAGUCCGAUGUAGGGAAAGAGACUUCGAGCCCACCAGACUCAUCAAGAGCAAGUCCAAGAUCCUCCAAGCGAACUCUGAAUGGUACGACGAGAUCUUCAUCGAACGUAGAUUCUGUCUCUGACCGUCCGCGUACGAAAGAGACAUCGAAGGACUCUUCGGCCCAAUCCCCGAAGACUGAGCCACCGACACACCGACGCUCUGCUUCAGCUGUCUCCCAGUCUUCAGGUUUCACCGGAUCAAAACUCGGGGAGGCCGACCGGAGGGACUCUACAUCUGAUCGGCUGCGUGGUAAGGAUCUAUCCAAGAGGUCACUAGCAACCGAGUCGAAGAAUGAGCCACCAACACGCCCGCGUUCAGCCUCUGCCAUCAUCCACAGUUCGGGCCAUACUGAAGAAAGACCAAAAGAGUUUGAACGAAGGAGUUCUAGUCGGAGCGAAGUUGUAGACCGAUGCCAAAGCGCUACCCCUGACAAGGGGCGCCGUCCACCCUCUGCCGUCUCCCGCUAUUCAGAUCGUACUGGAAAGAAAGUGAUAGAGCUAGAGAGAGUGAGCUCUACACGGAGGGACAAGGCGCGCACUACAUCUCUGGAUAGAAAAGGGGAAGGGAAAACUGAAGCGAAGAAAGCGCAAGCACCGUCGAAACCAGAGGGUGCAGUGGUCAUACAAGACAAAAAACGUGAACGAGGGGAUGAUAAGGAGAAGGCAGGCAGUGACAGUUCGACCGCAUGGAGACCGCAAACUUCGGACGAUUCGGCACGAGCCAGCAGAAGAGGUUCGGUAGAUGCAGAAAGAAGAGAUUCGGACAGUUUGAAGACACCCGUGGGCCGCAGCAAACGCCGUUCAGAACAGCCUUCACCCACUUCAGAACCAAACGAAAGGCAAGACUCUGAACCGAAGGUCACUUCGAAUCGCGCGCGUCCAAGGGAUGAGAGGGUAUCGCGAACGGUUUCGGCACCCUCAAUAACGGUAACAGAGCCUGCGCCUUCGAGACACGCCGCGAAACGGAAGCAAGACCAAGAGCAACCUAUUGUCGACGUAGAAGCCCGAAUCAAGACCGAAAGAGAAAGGCCUAGGAGCUCACAGUCCAACUAUGAGGUAGCUUCUUCAACCUCAGAUACCGCAAGAAAACAAAAGUCUCGUUCUGCGUCGACUGGUUCGAGGAAGGCGGAAGAGAAACGCCGGGAACAGGACGAAGAUGCAAAGAAGCCGGCGCAAGCGGGAGAAAUGAUUACCCAGCAAGAGGGGAAAGAAGCAAAGAAGAUUUUGGAGCGCCAAGAUAAGGAGGAGGAAAGACAACAGGAGGAAGCUGCGGAAGAGGCAAGAAGGAAACAAGAGAUAGAGGCUAAGCGAAUACACGUGCGCGAAGCAAGAGAAAAGAGAAGGAAAGAGAAAGAGUUAGCUGAGCAAGCAGCAGAAGCCGUGAGAAGAACAGAGGCAUCGAAAGUGGAGAAGAACAGGCGUAAUGAUGAAGCUCAGAAACAAGUUGGGGAGCCAUCGAAGAAGUGUCUAGAAGUAGAAAACACGGAGACACAACAACACAACCAAGGAGCCAGCAAGCAGACAGCCACGGGGCCACUGGAUGAUGAACCAACACAAGACCAUGCGAAUGUAGGAAGAGCAACAAGACAGAAGCUAGAAGAAGAACCCUCCAGUAAGACGCGAAGCAAUACACCGAAGAAGCAGCCUCGAGAAUCACUGCCAAGGAAAGACCAAAAGGAAGAACAUCCGAAGGCUGAAGAUGAGAACCUCAAUAAGACAGGAACUGACGAAUGCGAUCUCCAGUACGGUCAACCAGCGGACCCUUCCGAGUCCAUUGGUGCCCAGCCAGGGACGAUUGAUAAGAUUUCGAUACCAGUCGACAGCGCAAAAGCGAGCCCGAAGCUGUCCUCAUCAGCGGAUCAGGUUACUAAAGAACAGGUAUCUGAGCAAAUACCGUAUGAGAAGCUUGUGUCCAGUACGAGUAUCCUCCCUUCAACCGCAGUAGCGGUAAAGGGCGAGUCAUCCAGCCCCCUUACAUCAGCCGAGAUGAGACUGGAAAAAUCGACCGCGCCUGAAGGCAUUCAGAACAAUGUGCCUGAAGCGUAUAGUACACAAGAGCUGGGCGAUACCAGUACUGCUAUCAAGGACCGAAUCACAAUGCCUGAGGAUGAACGGUGCGCUCAGACAGUGUCUUCAGCAAAUACCACCCACACAGAAUCGAGCGCAAAGACCGAAGAUCCAGAUGAGCCGCAGUUGCCGCGAUUCGUCAGUCAGGCUCCAGUACUCACAGCACACUCUGAAUCAGUUGCGGAGCCAUCCGUCAGAAUAGAUGAUGUACCUGCAAAAGAGCGGAUAGUCAGUACCUCGAUGUCUUGGUUGGGAAAGCAGGGGAGACAAUUCGUGGAGCUGCUUACCGCAAUCCCGACGUCCAAGCCCACGCUGGAAGAGAAUCCAGAGUACAAUUUUAGCCAAACUGAUAAGGUGGAAUCUUCGCAGCAGUCUUCAAUCGCGCCCAAGAUGGUCCCAGAACUAAGCGCGUCAGUGGAGAAACCAGAGGAAGAUAACAACAGGCUUAAAUCCAAGAUAUCGGUCGAAACACAAUCUCAGAAUCACAUGCGGUCCGAAUCUGUUCCCACCAUCCGUACGGAGACUUUCAAGGCUGCUGCAAAAGAAAGCCCUGUGCCUGGUGGGUGGCAUCAUGAUUUUGAUGAACCAGGACCAGUUCGGAGCCUAAGGAAAGUGCGAUCCAAUGAUCAAUUAGGCAAAGGAGACUUGCCAGUAUUACAGACGGAAGACGCGAAACACAAGCGUGCCUCGUCUGUUAGCGCCAUGGAAAGAAGCAUAUCCGACAUGGGUAGCGCGCCCAUUAAGAAUUGGAGUGAUCAGGAUGCGAUCAUAGCCGACGAGUGGUUCGAAAAUCUGCGCAAGCAUGCACAUGGACUCUUGGACACGUACGAGAACGACUGCUACAAGGCGAAGAAAACAGAGCGGCGUGUGAAGAUCGCUGUACUCGACAGUGGAGUAGCUAGGAGUCCUGCCCGGGGCCCAGUCCCGUCGCUGAUGAAGGGCCCUCGAGUAAAGUUAGGAAAGCAACUGGAUCCAUCCCUGCCUUGGAAUUAUGACAGCAAAGGCCACGGAACCCAUGCCGUUGGUGUGAUCCUCACGGUCUGCCCGUACGCCGAUGUGUAUGUGUACAGGGUUUGUGAAGGUAACGAGCCGAUUAACAGGACGUACGUAGCGGACUCCAUCACCGACGCUGUCGAGAAGAAGAAGGUCGAUAUCAUCAGUAUGAGUUUCGGCUGGGAAGAAAACAGUGACCACAGACUUCGGGCGGCCAUUGAACGUGCCAGAGCCAGCAAUGUUCUACUCUUCGCAGCGAGUUCGAAUGACGGUAUCCGGACAAGAGCCGGCAUGGCGUACCCAGCUCGGGCCUUGGAGGUCAUUGCCGUCGAUGCAGCAGACGUUCAUGGCAACUCGUCCAAGUUCAACCCACCGCAAACAAGAGACAAAGCCAGGUUCACUGCGCUGGGUGAAGCUGUAAGAUCCACUUACCCUAUGCACCUUCCUUCGGAAGAUGAGCCGGGUUGGAAGAGAAUGGUAGGGACAUCUUGCGCGACACCCAUCGCUGCCGGCAUCGCAGGACUAGUAUUGGAGUUCGCCCGUCAGCGGCCGCUUUGCUUCGAACCUUCAAUUGAAGCCUAUCUCAAGUCAGUAGAGGGUAUGAGGUUAAUUUUGACCAAAUGCUUGUCGCUCAAGUAUUCGGACAGCUCACCAUUCAAUCUUCUUGACCCGACAAUAUUGUUCCGUCGAACCGAGAAUUCUGAUGACGGAGGUGGCUUGUCUAACUUUAUGUCUCCACGGUUGAAGGCAGCGAACAACAUCGUGACGAGGCUACAGGAGGAGUACUCGCGAGAUAUCGGAACGCAAAUGUCGGAGGAGCUUGGGAAAGUGUGGGUCGGAGGCGCCUAG